AAAGUACUCUGCACUCUACAUCUCCUCUAUUUGGACUUGGAAAUUGUCCAAAAAUAACUUGAAUUUUUAAAUAUAAUAAUUAGUUUUCAGCCUUCGUUAAAAUGUCUCUUAUUAGUAGAAAUAUUUUCCGCGCCCUAGUGCAGGGUUCGCAACAUGUGUCUAAGGGAGUACAUACAAGUGCGGUAAAUGCUGAUCAAAGUGUAUGUUUUGCUCCAAUUGGUAUCAGCACCUUGCAACCAAAUGCAAACAAGGAGGGUCGCAUCAAGUGCACUUUAAUUCCUGGAGAUGGCGUCGGACCUGAAAUGGUGUACUCUGUGCAGGAAGUCUUCAAGGCGGCAAAUAUCCCCGUGGACUUCGAAUCCUUCUUUUUUUCUGAAGUAAACCCGACAUUGAGCGCGCCCCUUGAAGAUGUUGUUACCUCUAUCGCUAACAACAAGAUUUGUAUCAAGGGAAUUUUAGCUACCCCGGAUUUCUCUCACACCGGUGAAUUGCAAACGUUAAACAUGAAACUGCGUAACGCUCUCGACUUAUACGCAAACGUGGUACACGUGAAGUCUCUGCCCAAUGUGAAGUGCCGACAUCACGACGUGGACUGUAUCAUCAUCAGAGAGCAGACCGAAGGGGAAUACUCGGCGCUGGAACACGAGUCUGUUCCUGGAGUUGUGGAAUGCUUGAAAAUCAUCACUGCUGCUAAAUCGGAGCGUAUAGCCAAAUUCGCGUUUGACUACGCUGUGAAAAUGGGCCGCAAGAAGGUCACUGCUGUACAUAAGGCCAACAUCAUGAAGCUUGGCGAUGGAUUGUUUUUACGCAGCUGUGAAGAGAUGGCUAAACUGUAUCCCCGAAUUCAGUUCGAGAAGAUGAUAGUUGACAACUGCACAAUGCAAAUGGUGUCUAAUCCAAACCAGUUCGACGUGAUGGUCACACCGAAUCUGUACGGGAACAUCGUGGACAAUUUAGCCAGCGGGCUGGUCGGAGGCGCGGGCGUUGUAGCCGGUGCCUCCUACAGUCCUGAGUGCGCUGUUUUCGAACAGGGCGCACGCCAUAUAUUUUCGGGCGCGGUGGGCAAGAACAUCGCCAACCCGACCGCCAUGCUGCUGUGUUCCGCCAACUUGUUAGCACACGUCAACCUGCACUCGUACUCCAAAAUGAUCAAGAACGCCAUCAACAAAGUUCUAACUGACGGCAAAGUGAGGACGAAGGACCUCGGGGGACAGUCCACAACCAAAGAUUUCACCUACGCCGUGAUCCAGAGCCUUGCCUAAUCAACUGCCUCCCCACCGAACUUAGUUCAAUGCUCCAAGAGCUUAACAUAAGGAUAAUUUAUUUGUAUUGUAUUCUAUGUAGAAAUGUGAUCUGAGAAAUCAAAUAUUUGUUCGAUACUGUAUAGACGAAUUUAC
Molecule: messenger RNA, 1397 nt
Organism: Achroia grisella
Lineage: Eukaryota; Metazoa; Arthropoda; Insecta; Lepidoptera; Pyralidae
Gene: Idh3b
Product: isocitrate dehydrogenase [NAD] subunit beta, mitochondrial
Exons: 9
Coding region: 102-1262 (386 amino acids)
Biological process (GO): isocitrate metabolic process; tricarboxylic acid cycle
Cellular component (GO): mitochondrion
Molecular function (GO): oxidoreductase activity, acting on the CH-OH group of donors, NAD or NADP as acceptor; NAD binding; magnesium ion binding
Source: RefSeq, a predicted model, not a curated record